AUGGCGGUGGCCGAUGUCCCCGGUCUUAUGGACAUUGCCAGCACCCUAGCCCAGGAUGAGAUUCCCUUCAAACUCCGAUGCGCCAUCUGUAACAAUCUCGCUGUGAAUGCCUUCCGUCUUCCUUGCUGUGACCAAUCCAUCUGCGAAUCAUGCCAAACUUCUCUUUCCGACACAUGUCCCGUCUGCACUCAUACUCCGGUCUCUCCUGAUCUCUGCAAACCCAACAAGGCUCUUCGUACGACUCUCAAGGCCUUCCUACGUACCGAGGAGAAGAAGCGGGAGAAGGACCGCCAGUCUGCUGCAACUCCCAAUGACACACCUGCGGUAACCACCGCACCGGCCGUAUUGGUAUCGCAGAAUGGGGACCCCACACCUGCUGGGGAUGCGAAAGUGCCACCCCUUGCGGAGUCUACAGAAUCAAAGCGUGAAGUGCCGGAAGUUGACGCUCCAGCAGUAGACUUUGCAGUCCCCCAUACAGCCGAGAGUGCUCCAGAGUCAAAUUUCUCAAAUACCGCUGAUGCAGUUGCUACCGCGGACGCCGGUGACCAGCCAGUUCAGCCCGGGGCAAAUGGGAUUGAACCCAACAACACCGAAACUACUCUUGAGGCCGCGGCCGAAAAUCUCGCUGAGCCGCCUGUGAAUGGGGAAUCCACGCCAGGUCAGGAUCCUUCCAAUGGACCCAUUUCCAACACGGCCCCCAACGCGAGCGGCAAUUUCCCUCCAAUGGGCUGGAACGGAAACACCACAGCUACAAACCCUUACAUGGCUGGCAUGUUCAACUUCCCGAACUCGAUGGUAAUGCCCAUGGGGAUGGACCCGAUGGCAAAUCAGGGGAUGCUCGGUGACUACGGAAUGAACAUGACUGGUAUGGGCAUGAAUUCUGGGAUGAACUACAACGGAAACAUGUAUGGAUCUCUAGGUUGGGAUGCUUCCCAGAACAAUAUGUGGCAAGGCGGCCAAGAUAAUUUCAAUCCAAAUGCUUUCGCAAAUGGCACGGGCCCUCCUUACGGGAGAGCAUUUGGCGGGUCUAAUAUGUCUGCUUACCCUUCUUCCGACUAUCAGUCUGGUUACUACGGACAAGGGUAUGGUCGUGGUGGCUUCCGGGGCCGUGGCCGGGGUCAAUAUCAUGGUCCCGGUCGGGGCGGCUUUGGUCCCAUGAAUGGUCAUUACCGCGCUAAGUCGGCAUAUUCUAACCAAAAUCCCAAUCCUGUGGCUGAAGGAGCCAAUCCCGUCAAUGCUCAAGGUAACUCAACAAAUUUUCCAGAAUCAAAUGAAAAUGGGAUGUCGGGUGAUCACCCAGGCACGGACAACCAAUUACAAGGAAUCCCUACUAUUGACAGUCUUCAGCCUGUAUCAUCCGUGAGUAAUGGAGCAUCUCCGUAUUAUAUUCCUGGUCCAGGAGUGGAAGGCGCCCCAGCUGCUCCUCGUGCGAUGAGGCAAGGACUACCCAACACCAGUGUUUUCCGACAGCGCGGUUUCCAAAUUCAGGGUCGAGUCAAUAAUCAAGGUGAACAACCCGAUGCUGCAAAUAUCAAAGGGCAUACCCAAUCGAGAUCGAGAUCGAGAUCACCAUCGCAUCAUAUUUCUCGUCCCUGUUCACCUUCUGUCCGCGGUACCGACGACGGCCGAGACAGUCAACGUGAAAUAGAACCAAAACGCAUGGAUCGAGUUGACGAGGUACAAUCCGAUGCCCGUCGCACCCCCUCUCCAUCUAGAACAUCCUCUCGUCGGUCCUCACGCCGCAGGCAUCAAGACAUUGAUUGGGACAGAGACCGCAAAGACACCCAUCGCUCACAACGCUCCCGUCGUCACCGCAGCCACAGCCGCGGCUCAAGUCGAACCGGGGAAUCCCGUCCCUCUGGUCGCUUGAAUGCGAUCCCAGAGAAUAAUUCCAAUGGACGAGCCAAAAUACCCUCAGAGGCCCCAGAGUCUCGCGAUCUCGCCAGUCGAAUCAGUAGCAGUCGCCGUUCCGACAAAGACCGAGGUAGUCGACGUGAAGAGGAUCGAUCCCGAGGCCAAGAUAGAGAUACCCGCCGCCGCGAUCGUGAUCGUGACCGCGACGGCCGUGAUCGCGGUCGCGACACCGACCGUGAGCGUCGCCGCGACGACCGCGACAGGGAUCGACACGCAGAGCGUGAUCGAGACCGUCGAGACCGUCCAAGAGAGCGCGAACGAGACCGUAAGCGCUCCCGUCGCGACCGAUCCCCUUCUGCCAAUGGCAGCGACCACCCAAAUGCCCGACGUGUGAAGCGCGUCGAGGACCGCAGUCGCGGCCAGUCAAACGGGACUUCGACCAAGAAGUCAGAGCCCGAGAAAGACCCCUACACUCUCGAACGCGAGGCGCGCAACAAGGAGCGUCUGGAGCGUGAAAAGCAGCACCGCGAGAAGGCCAAGUCUGGCGGCCGCCGUGAUAGCCGGCAGGACCGUGUGGUGGCGGGUCGUCGCAUCAAUUACAAGUAUGAGGAUGAACUUUAG
Messenger RNA from Penicillium soppii, 2475 nucleotides. Its product is annotated as RING finger protein. The transcript is spliced from 6 exons. The record is from RefSeq and is a predicted model, not a curated record. NCBI's taxonomy places the organism in Eukaryota, Fungi, Ascomycota, Eurotiomycetes, Eurotiales, Aspergillaceae. The coding region runs from base 1 to 2475 and encodes 824 amino acids.